UCCCGGAAGUGGACGCACGGUGGGUUGCCGGAGAGAAGUGGCGAAGUUAGUUUUGAGGGGACCCGAGUCGCGGCGGCGUGCCAGUGGCUACAGAGGAGGAGGAAGAGAAGCGGACCAAGGCUCGCGCCGCCCCCGGCUGUUUCCAGGGCAACGGGAGUAGGGGACCCCCACGAGAGGCCGCCCACGAGACCCUCGCGCGCAGCCAUGAGCCCCGCCCCUCACUGGUGUUCGGAGAGGGGCGGGACCUGGAGAGAGGCUGCUCCGUGACCCCACCAUGUCCACCCCCGCCACGAGUUCCCUGGACACCCCCUUGCCUGGAAAUGGCCCUAGCACCCCCUCUUCUUCACCUGAUGGAAAGGAGGAUGGCUCUGAGCCGUGCCCAGGGGCUGAUCCUGAUGUCCCAGGCACUGAUGGGGCCAACUCAGCUUCCGUCGUGGACACAGCAGAGGAGCCCGAGCGCAAGCGAAAGAAGGGCCCGGCUCCAAAGAUGCUGGGCGAUGAGCUGUGCCAGGUGUGCGGGGACACGGCCUCUGGCUUCCACUACAACGUGCUCAGCUGCGAAGGCUGCAAGGGCUUCUUCAGGCGAAGUGUGAUCCGAGGUGGGGCCGGGCGCUACGCCUGCCGGGGCGGUGGAACCUGCCAGAUGGAUGCCUUCAUGCGGCGCAAGUGCCAGCAAUGCCGGCUGCGAAAAUGCAAGGAGGCUGGGAUGCGGGAGCAGUGCGUCCUCUCCAAAGAACAGAUCCGGAAGAAGAAGAUUCGGAAGCAGCAGCAGCAGUCGUCACCCACAGGGCUGGGAGUCGGCAGCAGCUCAGCCUCUGGGCCUGGGGCCUCCCCCGGAGGGUCUGACGGGGGUGGCCAGGGCUCCGGGGAAGGCGAGGGUGUCCAGUUAACAGCCGCUCAGGAACUAAUGAUCCAGCAGUUGGUGGCUGCCCAGCUGCAGUGCAAUAAACGCUCCUUCUCUGACCAGCCUAAAGUCACGCCCUGGCCCUUGGGCGCAGACCCGCAGUCCCGUGAUGCUCGCCAGCAGCGUUUCGCCCACUUCACGGAGCUGGCCAUCAUCUCAGUCCAGGAGAUUGUGGACUUCGCCAAGCAGGUGCCUGGCUUCCUGCAGCUGGGUCGCGAGGACCAGAUCGCCCUCCUGAAGGCGUCUACCAUUGAGAUCAUGCUGCUGGAGACAGCCAGACGCUACAACCACGAGACCGAGUGCAUCACGUUCCUGAAGGACUUCACCUACAGCAAGGAUGACUUCCACCGCGCAGGCCUGCAGGUGGAAUUCAUCAACCCCAUCUUCGAGUUCUCGCGGGCCAUGAGGCGCCUGGGCCUGGACGAUGCUGAGUACGCCCUCCUCAUCGCCAUCAACAUCUUCUCGGCCGACCGGCCCAACGUGCAGGAGCCGAGCCGAGUCGAGGCGCUGCAGCAGCCCUACGUGGACGCGCUGCUGUCCUACACCCGCAUCAAGAGGCCACAGGACCAGCUGCGUUUCCCCCGCAUGCUGAUGAAGCUCGUGAGCCUGCGCACGCUCAGCUCCGUGCACUCGGAGCAGGUCUUCGCCCUGCGGCUCCAGGACAAGAAGCUGCCGCCUUUGCUCUCCGAGAUCUGGGACGUCCACGAAUGAGGGGCCCGGCCACCCUGCCCCACCGCCCUGCACCCUCCAGUGAAUGAACACUGGGGUGGGGAGGGGCCGGGCUGGGCCUGGGGUCCUGCCCUGUGGCUUGGAGCUCAGGCCCUGGCCCCGCCAGCCCUCAGCCCUCAGGAUGAGCCCCAGUCGGGGCCGGGAGCCUCUCUCCCCGCCCACUGAGUCUUCCUGGGAGGGGUAGGUGGGUCACAGAUCCCGACCUCUCCCAGCACGCCCAGCUGCCCUCCCCGCCCAGCUUACACCUCAAGCCUACCACGCAGAGCACCUUGGGAGGCAGGGGAGGGCCUGUGGCUCCCCCAGAGCCCGAGAGACACAGGCCCCCCUCCCUCUGCUCCUUUUAUUUAAUAAAAACUAAAAAAAACAAAAACAGGAAAAUAAAGUAUGAAUAGAAACCUGCCCUGAGCCAGAGUGAGUCUGAGGUGGGGAGGGGCUGCCAGGGUCUUCGUGGACACCAGCCCCCAUGGACCUGGUGCUGAGCUGGGAAGGGUUCAGGGUGAUGUGACUAGGCGCUAUGGGUGCCCAGGAGAGGCCCCUGACAACCUCCCGGUCACCUCCCGGUGGUUGGAGCCCGCUCCUGAAGGACAAGGAGGAUUUAAGUGGAUGAGGAGAAGGGGCUUUUAUUCAAUCAAGUAUUGGCUGAAGUCUCUUGUGGGCCAGGCACUGUGCUGGCCAUCCUGGGGUCACAGAUGUCAUUCAUUCAGCAAAGAUGGGUGAAGCAUUUUGGGACUUCC
Balaenoptera musculus (blue whale) is the source of this 2367-nucleotide messenger RNA. It is a transcript of the gene NR1H2, whose product is annotated as nuclear receptor subfamily 1 group H member 2. Bases 275 to 1615 code for a protein of 446 amino acids. Lineage: Eukaryota; Metazoa; Chordata; Mammalia; Artiodactyla; Balaenopteridae. The transcript has 10 exons. The record is from RefSeq and is a predicted model, not a curated record. Gene Ontology annotation, molecular function: nuclear receptor activity; zinc ion binding; RNA polymerase II cis-regulatory region sequence-specific DNA binding. Gene Ontology annotation, biological process: lipid metabolic process; cell differentiation; positive regulation of transcription by RNA polymerase II.